UUGAACCGAAUCAUGUCACGAAGUACAGUUGAGCUAUUGUUUGGGUAUAGGCCUCGACUCGGUCUCAAAUGCGGCGCAUGGCCUUUUCAUAUGGCGGCCAUUACUUCCGCACUGCGGAAGUGUAGUUGAUGACGACCAUCAUUGACCCCCCAGCUCUCGUUCCUUUGUUUGAAGGCUCAUGCAGACAAGCGACACAGCAUACCCUAUGGCUGCUAGCUUCUGCCAAAAUCCUUUCAACUUGCGGAGGUGAACAUUGCACGGGCUGCCCUUCCGCAGUGAGGUGUGGCGGGAUGUCCGAUAGGCCGCCGGGGUUUGGUCCAGAGUCCGAGACAGAUAUUAUUGCGCGGGCGAGAUUGGACAAUCGCCACUCAAGCAGAGGGUCACUGCGGGAGUUUCUGCCAAGACAAGCUUAUCAUAGGGUUGCACUUUUUUUUCCCGCUCCCCCUCUUCUUUUUUGGCCCUCCGCCGCGAAGGAUCCUCUUGUAGAUACGCCUAUCUACACAAUGCUCUUCUCGAUUGCAUGUAGGCCGGAGAGUGUACAAAUCAGGCCGUCUGACAGUAGAGUGAACGCUGUUCAAAGUCUUGGUGGUGCUCUAUAAGGUCACCGAGGUCGAAAACUUCUCGACCCACUCCGCUCCGAGCGUGCUGCAGAGAGAGACACAAGGGCCGAUGUGGAUCGCAACCUUAACCCAGACUGGUAGACUGUCUGCCACUGCACUGAUGGACAAAAGAUUGCUUGUUUAAAUUUUCCUCUCGGGUUUGACAGCCUCAUCAUGACCCAAACAAGACAAGAAUGGUAUCUUGCCACGUGCUGCC
Messenger RNA from Aspergillus brunneoviolaceus CBS 621.78, 816 nucleotides. RefSeq lists its product as uncharacterized. The transcript has a single exon. The record is from RefSeq and is a predicted model, not a curated record. The coding region runs from base 129 to 599 and encodes 156 amino acids. NCBI's taxonomy places the organism in Eukaryota, Fungi, Ascomycota, Eurotiomycetes, Eurotiales, Aspergillaceae.